UCCAGCUUGUACCCUCCUGCAGUCAGGAUGCAGACCAUUCAGACUGUAGAGACCCAGGUACCUUUCCUGAAGGAGAGCUUCUUCACCACAGCGUUUAAAGACAGGAGGAAGAGUAGUGUGACUAACCUGCUCCGCAGACAGCAACAACAACAACAUCAUACUCACCAUCCGCUUCCGCCUUCUCUGGACGGGGAGGAGCCUCGCAUUGAGCAUGCUCGACUGGGUCGCUCAUCCAGCAGCCCGUUAUGCAACAAAGCAGAGCGAGCAGAUAGGAGCAGGGAGGGGGAGGGAGACAGUGAGUCUGUCAGCCUCCUCUCAGCAGCAGCAUCCUCACAGCUGCUCCUGACACCGACGAGCAGGCAGGGAUUAGUGCUGAGCUCCCGGAGAACCAGUUCAGCAACCCAUGAGAAACAGCCCCAGCAGCAUGGCCUGAUCGCCAAGGGGGUCCGCCUGUUUAGGAACAUGGGGAACCAGGAGGCCAAGCAGAGGAAGGUGGUUGGGGGAGACACCCCCUGUGAUGGGGGAGCCGAGGACAGAGAACCGGAGUGCUCUAAUAAAGGCAAGAAAUCCAAAGGGGGAGAUGCCGGCAAGAAGAAAUCCAAAUCGGAAUCCAAAAGCUCUGUGUUUUCCAGUAUGCGGCUCAGGAAGAGUCUGUCGAAGGCGAAGGGGUUGUCCAAGGAGGAUAUCCUGGACAGCAAGGGAUCCCAGCUGGAGGAGACUGGUGGGGUCAACAGCAGCCUCUCGGCAGAUGAGCUGGGAAUGAUGUCGGAUGGUGAGCCAGAACAAGGCCACUUGACAACAUCGGGGCCGGAGGACGAGGGCCAGAGGAUUAGUUCAGGAUCAGACGGGGACCUCUACAGCUUCCACUCUGCUGCGGCUGAUCAUGAAGAUCUGCUGUCGGACAUCCAGCAGGCUAUUAGGGAGCAGCAUGGGGCCUCUGACGGGGUCCUGGAUAGGGUCACUGUCCCUUUGGCUGAGGGGGUCACCUCCCCCAUCUCCGAUGAUGAUGUUGAACCCCUAGCCCCUGACCCCACUGACCCACAAGAGGUAGUCUGCACUCAGGGGCCAGACCUGGACAAGGGACAGGUGGAUGAGACACCUGUUGUUCCUGAUACUGUAGGACCAGACCAAAGUGCUGAGCUUGGACAGUCAGAGGCAGAGGGAGGUGUUGCAUCUGGGGAGGAGUCAGAUUUAGGUUCACCAAGUGACAGUGGCCCCUCCUCUGCUGCCUUCGACACCGAGAGGAGCAGUGGAAGCCCCCUGCCCAAAACCACCAGUACCUACAGCUUCCCAGACACCACCGCCACCACCACAUCCUAUGAGAGCGCCGAGGAGCCCCAGGACGACCUGGAGAGUCCGGUGGUGACCUCCCAGCUGACUCAGAGCCAGAGCUUUGAUGAGGGGGGUAGCACCAUCGAGGGGGUCAGGUGCAUCAGGUUGGGAACGACCUCAGGGUCACCCAGAAGUGUCAGUAACAUGGACCUGACUGUGGAGAGGGAGGAGGGGGACAGGGGGAGAGACUUCCGGUCUAUGAGCAGGAGGAAGAGUAGCUAUUCUGUCUCUCUGCUGACGGCUGACAGUUCUAAAAGAGCCCUUUCCAGAAGGACGUCCUCCACUACCUCCACUGUCAAGCCCUAUCCUCCCAUCCACCCUUCCUACGUGAAGACCACCACCAGGCAGUUGACAUCCCCCAUAGGCUCCCCCAGCCAAAGCCCCCUUAUCCCCCGUAGGAUGGGGCCAGGCUCUGGGGCAGGGUAUGGGGGCCACAAGGCCCAGCUGUGGAGGACCACCAGGCAAAGGUCCUGCAGUAUCGCCGGGCCUCUCAGUCAUUCUGCAGACUGGACCAAGGAUCUGGAAGGCCUCAGAGCUAGGCAUGAGGAUGCCGCUGACCUCCAGGAGCAUGGGGGGUCAGAGAGAGGCAUCCCAGGGGCUAGUCUGACCCUAGGCACCAGACUACGCCUCUCAGGUGUCCAGAACACCACCACAGGGCCAAAUCAAGAUGUCUUCUCUGGACACACCCUGUUGGAGCGUCUAUGUCUGCAGCAGCAAGGGAAGGGAGUGACGGAGGAGGAGGCGGAGAGGUUGUGUUGUCGUAUGUUGGGCCUGGGGCUGCUGCAGCCCCUCAGUGACUGUUUCAGAGAGCAGCAUGAAGACAUUGUCACUCCAGCCACAGUCACCUUUAAUGAGGACCAGCUGUAUACGUGGGCCACCUUCGGCCUGCCCUCCCACCUCUGGGAACCCCAUGAAGGCCGUACCCCAGGCCGCAUCCAGGACCUGUGGCCCCCUCCACAACCAGCUCAGAUUUCGUCAAAGUCCAGGAAUCUGUCACAAGAAGACAAUGGCAGUGAUAUUCCAGGGCUGGAGAAGACCAUUAAUGACUUGAGGAUAAAGAUGGCAGCACUGGAAAUCCAGCAUGCAUCUCUGGAGAUGGAGAUCGACUCGAAGAAGAGUGGAGAUGGGGACAAUACUGUGGCCUUGGGGGGUAUCAGCCUCGCAGGAAAGAAGAGGAUCGAGGUUUCCGUACAGACAUCCCCUUUGGAGGAGGCCUUUAGAUUUGAAGUGCCUUUCAGGGGAGGGUCAAUCCCCUCCUCAGCCUCUCUCCCAGCAAUCUCCUCCUCCUCCCUCCACAAACCUGAGUUUGUCUGUACCUGCCAACAGCAGCAGCAGAGUGGUACCCAGCCCCCACCUUCUCCCACCCCAGGUAUACCCCCUCCUCCUCCUCCCCUUCCUCCUCUACCUCAGCUCUCUGGAGGGCCCCCACCACCCCCACCCCCUCGUAUGGGCGGAUCCUGUCCCCCACCUCCACCCCCUCCCCUGCCAGGCUUUGGACCUCCACCUCCACCCCCGCCACCAGGUAUUGGCCCCCCUCCUCCGCCCCCACCCCCCGGCGGUGGACCUCCACCUCCCCCAGGAUUUGGCCCUCCUCCCCCUCCCGGUGGAUUCAUGGCCCCCAUGGCCCAGGAGGCUGGCCCUCAGAAGGCACCCAUUGAGCCCCCCAAGCCCAUGAAGCCUCUCUACUGGACCAGGAUCCAGCUGCAUGCUAAAAAGGAUGCGAGUGGUUCUCUGGUUUGGGAGAAGAUCGAGGAACCGUCAGUGGAUUUUGAUGAGUUUGUCAACUUAUUUUCCAAAAGUGCUGUGAAGGAGAAAAAAAAGCCGAUAUCAGACACCAUCACCAAGUCCAAGGCCAAACAGGUGGUGAAGCUUUUGAACACCAAGCGAUCUCAGAAUGUGGGGAUCCUCAUGUCCAGCAUCCACUUGGACAUGAAGGACAUUCAGAAUGCCAUUCUGAACAUGGACAACACUGUGGUGGACCUUGAGACCUUGCAAUCCCUGUAUGACAAUAGAGCCCAGCAAGAUGAGAUGGAGAAGAUUGAGAAGCACAUCAAGUCAUCCAAAGAUAAAGACGACGCAAAGCCAUUGGACAAGCCUGAACAGUUUCUCUUCCAGCUGUCCCAAAUCCCCAAUUUCUCAGGAAGGGUGUUUUGUAUCCUCUUUCAAUCAACCUUUGAUGAAUGUAUCUCCUCCAUCCUCCGGAAAGUUGAAAUCCUUCAGAGAGUGUGUACGACUCUGCAGAGAGGUCAGUGUGUGAUGCAGGUGCUAGGUCUUGUCUUAGCUUUUGGGAACUUCAUGAACGGAGGGAACCGAUCGCGCGGGCAGGCUGACGGCUUCACUCUGGACAUCCUGCCCAAACUCAAGGACGUCAAGAGCAGUGAUAACUCUCAGAGUCUUUUGUCAUUCAUCGUUGCUUACUAUCUAAGGCACUUUGAUGAGGACGCAGGUAGAGAGACCUGUGUCUACCCUCUCCCUGAACCCCAGGAUCUCUUCCAGGCCUCUCAGAUGAAGUUUGAGGACUUUCAGAGAGAUCUACGCAAGCUAAGGAAAGACCUCAAAGCAUGCUCGGCCGAGACAGAGAAGGUCUGUCAGGUCUCUUCUGAAGAGCACCUGCAACCCUUUAAAGAGAAGAUGGAGGGGUUUCUGAGCCAAGCAAAAACUGAUCUGGAGGCACAAGAAACACAACUAGAGAACACUCACAAGAUUUUUUUGGAGCUGAGCAUGUUCUUUUCAGUCAAGGCCAAGGCGGGCGAGAAGGAAGUCUCUCCCAACACGCUGUUUUCUGUGUGGCAUGAGUUCUCCACUGAUUUCAAAGAUCUUUGGAAGAAGGAAAACAAACUGAGGUUACAGGAACGACUGAAAACGGCAGAGGAGGUUUUCAAACAAGCCAGAGAGAAGGUCUCGUACAGCGUCAAACCCAAACAGUCCUCUGGAAUAAAAGCCAAACUCGGUCAGAAGAUCUGAGCCAAUGGACUGGAGAAGUCUUACCCAGGAAAAGUUUGCACAAGUGAGAUCAACACAAUCUGAUAUGUCUUUUUAGCUAUUGUAUUUAAAAAUAUGUUAUGUUCUUUUCUUUUUUUAAUAGUUUAUUUCUGUCAUCCAACUGGUUAUACAUGUAACUAUGCCCAACAUACUUGUUGGAAAGUUUGAUAUAAACCCUGUACCAUGCUUUGGCGCUAUCUGUCAAUGAGAGAUUUCUCCCAAGUCCAAAGUAAGUAUUGUAGAAUUAAUUAAACAGUUAAUUAUUUUUGGACAGAUGCCAUUUUAAUGAGAAAUGCAUCGUUUUACAGUGCGACACACAUGUUCUGGUAUCCAGCCUAUCCCCUGUAGCAUUUGAUAGAAGACACCAGUUAAGACAAUCAUGUUUCAAUAAGCCAUUUCUAUCCAUCCCUGCACUGCCUUCCAGUAUAAAAAGGAGAACAAGAGUGAGCUUGUAUAUAUAUUUGCUUACCAGACAGCAAGUCAAGUGCCUUUAUAGCACACUGAGCUAGUUAAUGACAAAUGAGCCAAUUCAAUUAAUCUACAUUACAACCUGUAUGGAAACCAGACCUGCUUAGUGAAAACUUGCAUUGUGACAAUAAUCAGUUUAUCAUACACUGUAGUUUCAUAGAAGGAUGAUACGUGAUGUACAGUUGUAGUUUAUGCAAUAAAUCAUGAACUUAACCAUGACUUGAGUUUAGCUGCUAAGGUAUUUAGAACCAAGGUAUUUAGUAGGUCAUGAGGAUUUCACAUCAUCCUCUAUUGUUUUUUUUAUUAUGGAACCAUAGCUACAUAUUGAAAUAAUAUUACAAUUUUAAAAAAUAACCUUAUCCACAUUACAUGUAAAAUGAUAUGCAAUCUGUAUGUGACAUAUCCUGUAUGAUUUGUAUGUUUGAAUUGUUUUCCUGUUCUAUGUUUUGUAUGAGCCUUGUAGAGCUGUUGGUGACUGUGUCCCCAUUUGCAAUAACGCCUUUGUUCCUGAUAAAAUACUAUUUAUUGAAGAUGAA
Messenger RNA from Oncorhynchus mykiss (rainbow trout), 5318 nucleotides. Lineage: Eukaryota; Metazoa; Chordata; Actinopteri; Salmoniformes; Salmonidae. The record is from RefSeq and is a predicted model, not a curated record.